ACAUUUCUCGUGCCUGGAUUCCACUUCUCCACCACCGACAAAUCCGCCGACCCUGCCGAGUUCCAUCGCGUUGCAGCUCAACUGCUUUCUGGAGCUGCAAGGGUUGAUCUCGAAGGGGACGACGAAGAGGACGAGGAGGCUGAGCCACCUCAGUCGACGCAGACUUCAAGGCAUCUUCACUGCGACUUGGGCAAGGACUUCUCCGGGCGCUACUGUUGCUCGUGCGGCAAGUCAUAUUCCACACAAAUCCGUCUGACGGAGCACGUUCAGCAGUGCGCGGGGGUCGAGAACUACCCCUGUCACACAUGCGACUCGGUCUUCUCCUCAGCCCAAAGUUUGAAGCGUCACGUCCGCCUCAAGCAUAACAAUGACAUGGAGCCAUGUCCCGAGUGUGGCAUUAAAUUUCCGGUCACAUACCUGCCAAAACAUCUAGCCUCAGGUCUGGGAGGCUGCGACAGUGCCUUGCAGUCUUCCGUCCUCACUCCGUUUGGGGAAGAUUCAUCUGCUCGACGAACGCUGUCUGAACGAUAUUGGACCAUUCACGAUGACGACAGUCGGCAGGUGCGACGGGCUCACGACUCUGCAUGUGUAGCCGACGAGGCCGAAGACUUCACUCAACAAACAAGGUCAUUCGUGACACGUCUCCUGCAGAGACCAACAUCCACUUUCGACAAGGUAUUCUGUGAUCUAUGCGGCGAAGGGUUCUGGUCGGAUGGCGAGGACCUCGCCGAACACAUUGGCCAACAUUCCCUCAACUUCAGCGAGAAAAGGCACAAGUGUGAUGAAUGCCGCAUCUUCUUUGCCAACGAAAAGGACCGGGAUAGACAUCUGCAGUCCGCCAACUUGACUCAGCAUUGCGGCUUCACUUUUCGCCACAAUGGCCCUUGUACCGGACACCACCCACCGACGUACACAAAGUCGUCGUUGAUUAGCGACCAUGCCCUCAUGCAGAAGCACCUUUGGUCGUGGGAGCUGAGCCAGUUCCGGACACAUCGCGUGGCUGUUGCAACCAUCCUUGCGGAGACUCUCCACGGCUCUGCAGACCCUCACAUGAGUCUUGCCGACUGCAAGAGGACUUACGCAUCAAUGCUACCGCACUUUGCAGCUGCCCAUGCCCAGAGUGCGCAGCCACAAUGGUCAGCUAGCGAGCGCGAAAGCAUAGAUGACGACUCUCUUGAUGCACACUUCAGCCGCGUUAUC
This is a messenger RNA of Sphaerulina musiva SO2202, 1200 nucleotides long. RefSeq lists its product as uncharacterized. Gene Ontology annotation, molecular function: RNA polymerase II cis-regulatory region sequence-specific DNA binding; DNA-binding transcription factor activity, RNA polymerase II-specific. The record is from RefSeq and is a predicted model, not a curated record. Gene Ontology annotation, biological process: regulation of transcription by RNA polymerase II. Gene Ontology annotation, cellular component: nucleus. The annotation marks the transcript as partial. Lineage: Eukaryota; Fungi; Ascomycota; Dothideomycetes; Mycosphaerellales; Mycosphaerellaceae. The transcript has a single exon.